CUCACUCUGAGCCCUUGAAGUACUUGUUCCCCUUGGUUCCCCGCGGUUUUUGUGGAGUGUUGGGCAUCGUGGGAGGCAGUUGUUGAUGUGUGCAGAGGAGCCCAGGACAUAAGAAAAGUGGUGCAGGUUCUGGAACAGACGGCGAGGGAGAUCCUGACCCUGCUCCAAGUGUCCAUCAACCAUCUGGCUUCAAAGAGAGUCUCCAUCACCUUGACAUAACGGUUUCUGUUUUGUCACUCUAGUUCCCAGUAAGUGUGUAAUUGCUCUGGAACUGUUAAGCACAGUCCGUAUGUACUUUGGAGAGCUCAAACCAAAAUUCCCCCUGGAACAGCAUUACAGGUAAACGUCUCUUUCUUGUCCCCCUGUCUGUCACAAGUCCCCGGUAAGUGCGCAAAGGCCAAGGAACUGUUUUGUACGCAACUUGGAGAACUCAAAAACAAGUUCCCAGUGGAGCAGUACUACAGGUUCCAUGAGCACUGGAGGUUUGUUCUGCAGCGCCUGGCCUUCCUGGCAGCGUUCGAGGUCUACCUGGAGAGUGCGUCUCUCAUGACACGCGAUGAAGUGGCACAAAUACUAGGAAUCGAGGUGGUGCGAAAGAAGGGAUUCCACCUGGAUGUUGAAGAUUACCUGGCAGGUGUGCUGAUCAUGGCCAGUGAACUGUCUCGCCUGGCGGUGAACAGCGUCACAGCAGGGGACUAUGGCCACCCCCUCCGAAUCUCCAACGAGCUGGACUCUGGCUUCCGACUGCUUAACCUCAAGAACGACCCCCUGAGGAAGCGCUACGACGGCCUCAAGUACGACGUGGAGAAGAUAGAGGUGGUCUACGACCUGUCUAUCCGUGGCGUGACCAAGGAGCAGGAGGCUGGGGGAAACAAGUAGAGCUGUUGGGUGUGGAGGUGUAGGGCUGGGGCUCUACCCUAGGCUGGCACCUGACCUCUCCAUGGCUGGGACUGUGGUCUUGACCUGCUGAAUGGCAGGAAUAGGUCUGUUGCCCCAGUAACCUAGGACAGACUUGUGCAUGUGAUGAAUGGCAGUCUUGUCAGUGGGGUUUGAAAGCCUUUGAUAUAGAGGCACAGUUUGAAGGGGAGGGGUUGUUCCAGUUUGAUUACUGGUGUUUGGAAAUGUUCACUGUAAUAUCCAACAUCAUACUGUAAUAUGCCUGUUAUUAUCUUUCAGUGUUUUUUGCUGUUCAUACAUUUUGAACUGAUGUUUUGUACUGGUAUGAAUUAUUGUUGUUCAUUUCAUUUAAGGGGGGUGAUGACUGGGUGUAAACCCUCUCUUUUCUUCUGGGUGGAGGUUAACUACCAUGUUUAAGAAGCGCUUAUUUUGUUUUAGUUCACGAGCAAAUAAAUCAUGAUUUUGUGCCAUUUGUCUGCCAAAAGCCACGUGAUAUAACAUAGGAAUUUUCGUAUGGCUAGUUUGGUCUCUGAUUGUUCUAUUCAGGGUUUAUAUCUCAAAAUGUUCAAAUAACCAAUCAACAAAACAUCAGAGGGAAGCAAGGAGACUAGGGGAGAAUCUCAAUUGCCUACUCCUCGCCUCCUUCUCAAAACCCAUUGUAGGAGAAGGUCAGAGGGACGGCGCCUCUGGCUGUCUCAUCCAAUGGGUUUUGAGAAAGAGGCGAGGAUUAGGCAAUUGAGGUUCAUCCUAGUAGGAGAGGACAAGAUGAAUCACAGAGAGAUUCUCAUUUGGUAAAAAGACCAUCCUCUCCUCGAUGACUUGGAAACCGAUAAUUGGUCGAGGAG
Molecule: messenger RNA, 1742 nt
Organism: Oncorhynchus mykiss (rainbow trout)
Lineage: Eukaryota; Metazoa; Chordata; Actinopteri; Salmoniformes; Salmonidae
Source: RefSeq, a predicted model, not a curated record